Molecule: messenger RNA, 9149 nt
Organism: Menidia menidia (Atlantic silverside)
Lineage: Eukaryota; Metazoa; Chordata; Actinopteri; Atheriniformes; Atherinopsidae
Source: the annotation of a GenBank genome assembly
CCUCUGCAACAAUGUCUCCCACCUGUUCCAGAGGACCAGCUGCCCCCUGGUUUCCCCACCAUAGACAUGGGCCCACAGCUGAAAGUGGUGGAGCGAACACGCACUGCCACCAUGCUAUGCGCUGCCAGUGGCAACCCUGACCCAGACAUCUCCUGGUUCAAAGACUUCCUCCCUGUCAACACUACCAACAACAAUGGACGCAUAAAACAACUCAGAUCAGGUGGUACACCAAUAAGAGGUGCCCUCCAGAUAGAGCAGAGUGAAGAGUCUGACCAGGGGAAGUAUGAAUGUGUGGCAACCAACAACGAUGGAACCCGUUACUCUUCCCCAGCUAAUCUCUAUGUCAGAGUGCGCCGUGUGCCACCACGAUUCUCCAUACCACCGACAGACAAUGAGAUCAUGCCAGGCGGCAGUGUCAAUAUCACAUGUGUGGCAGUGGGCUCGCCCAUGCCAUAUGUCAAAUGGAUGCUGGGCGCUGAGGACCUUACUCCAGAGGAUGAUAUGCCUAUUGGACGUAAUGUCUUGGAGCUCACAGAUGUCCGACAGUCAGCCAAUUAUACAUGUGUGGCCAUGUCAACCCUGGGGGUAAUAGAGGCUGUAGCACAGAUAACAGUAAAAGCAUUACCUAAGGCCCCUGGCAUCCCUGUUGUGACUGAGCGUACAGCUACAAGUAUAACACUGACAUGGGACUCUGGCAAUCCUGAGCCAGUGUCCUACUACAUCAUCCAACACAAAUCCAAGAACUCAGAGGACUUGUACAAGGAGAUUGAUGGUGUAGCCACAACUAGGUACAGCGUGGGCGGCCUGAGCCCUUACUCUGACUAUGAGUUUCGCGUGGUGGCUGUAAAUAACAUUGGAAGAGGACCGCCCAGCGAGAGCAUAGAGGCCAAAACAGCAGAGCAGGCUCCAAGCACUGCACCAAGGCAGGUCCGAGGUCACAUGAUGAGUGCCACCACAGCCGUCAUCCAGUGGGAUGAACCAGAAGAGGCUAAUGGACAGAUAAUGGGCUACAGAGUCUACUACACCAUGGAUUCCACCCAACAUGUUAACUUCUGGGAAAAGCAGAUUGUUCGGGGAUCAAACUUUGUCACCAUCCAGGGUCUCAUUCCCAAUAAGACAUACUACAUAAAGGUUUUGGCCUAUACGUCAGUGGGCGAUGGGCCUCUCUCUCCGGACCUGCAAAUAAUUGCAAAGACUGGAGUUCCUUCCCAGCCGACUGAUUUCAAAGGAGAGGCCAAAUCAGAAACCAGUAUUUUACUUUCAUGGAAUGCUCCACCACAAACUGGACAAGAAAAUGCAGUCACAGGAUAUGAGCUGAUGUACCGGAAGAAAGAUGACAAAGAGGAGAAACGGGUCAGCUUUGAACCAACAACAACAUAUCUACUGAAGGACUUGAAGCCCUUCACUACUUAUUAUUUUCGGCUUGCAGCCCAUAGCAAACAUGGAGUUGGAGCUUACACCAGUGAGAUCUCUGCAGAAACUCCACAGACACAACCAACAGGCCCACCUCAGGAAGUCAAGUGCUAUAGCCCCAGCUCCACCAAUAUCCUGGUAAGUUGGAGGCCCCCCCCAGUGGAAUUACAAAAUGGGAUUAUAACACAAUACACCAUCCAGUAUGCUGCGACCGAAGGGGAUGAUCCUGCUACUCAUCAAAUCUCCAGCAUCCCACCGGAAAGCUACCAAUUCCUUUUGGAAAACUUGGAAAAAUGGACAGAGUACCGUGUAACAGUCACUGCUCAUACAGAUGUUGGAGCAGGACCGGAGAGCCUUCCACAGCUCAUCCGAACAGAGGAGGAUGUUCCUAGUGGGCCACCUCGUAAAGUCGAGGUGGAGGCUGUCAACUCCUCAUCAAUUAAAGUGAUCUGGCGUUCUCCGAUGCCCACCAAGCAGCACGGUCAGAUCCGAGGAUACCAGGUGCACUAUGUCAGGAUGGUUAAUGGGGAGCCUACAGGACAGCCAGUCAUCAAGGACAUACUGAUUGAUGAUGCCCAGUGGGAAUUUGACGAUUCUACUGACCAUGAAAUGAUCAUCACAGAGCUGCAGGCUGAGACCACAUAUUCAGUUACAGUGGGAGCCUAUACCACAAAGGGUGAUGGUGCACGCAGCAAGCCAAAACUAAUAACCACCACUGGUGCAGUUCCAGAAAAACCUCGACUUAUGAUCAGUACAACCAACAUGGGCACGGCUCUCCUCCAGUGGCAUCCCCCAGCAGUAACACACGGGCCCCUGCAAGGUUAUCGCCUUCGCUUUGGCCGCAAAGACGUGGAUCCUCUGACUGUUAUCGAGUUCCCAGAUCGAGAGAAUCACUACACAACCAAGGAGAUACAUAAGGGAGCCUCUUACACUUUCCGUCUUUCAGCUCGCAACAAGGUGGGAUUUGGUGAAGAGACGGUCAAAGAAGUGACAACGAAUGAGGAUGUUCCAAGCGGCUACCCGCAGAACAUUAAAGCAGAGGGUGCCACCACCUCCACCAUUCAGGUUAGCUGGCAGCCUGUUUUACUGGCAGAGCGAAAUGGCAAAAUAGUGAAAUACGUUCUGCAGUAUAAAGACAUCAACAGCCCACGCAGCCCCUCAGAACUCCUCAUCACUGCUCCGGAAUCAACCGUCACCCUGGAUGGCCUUAUGGCAGACACCACUUAUGAUAUUAAAAUGUGUGCCUUCACCAGCAAGGGUCCUGGUCCCUAUAGCCCAAGUGUCCAAUUCAGGACACAGCCUGUGGAUCAAGCAGUGUUUGCAAAAAACUUUCAUGUGAAAGCUGCUAUGAAGACAUCAGUGUUACUUACAUGGGAGAUUCCAGACACUUACAACCCAGCACAACCUUUCACAAUCCUCUAUGACAAUGGGCAGAGCGUGGAGGUGGAUGGGAAGUUAACAGAAAAGUUAAUCACUGGUCUUCAACCUGAGACACAGUACUCGUUCCUCCUAACCAAUCGUGGAAACAGUGCUGGUGGUCUGCAGCAUCGUGUGUCUACCAUGACAGCCCCAGAUGUCCUCCGCACUAAACCCUACCUGAUUGGCAAGACAAAUUCAGAUGGCAUGGUGACUGUCGAGCUACCAUCAGUGCAGACAUCUGAGAGAGUUAGGGGAUAUUUUAUUGUAGUAGUACCUCUCAAGAAGCAGCGCACUGGGAAGUUUUUCAAACCCUGGGACAGUCCAGAUGAGAUGAAUUUGGAGGAGCUGCUGAAGGAAAUAAACCGAACAAGCAGAGGCCUUCGGUUCCAGAGACACACUGAACCCAAAGCUUAUAUUGCUGCCUACUUCAAAGACCUGCCCAAAGAGUUCACCCUGGGAGAUGGGAAGACCUAUGGGGACUUUGAAAACAAGCAACUCCAGAGUGGCCAGGAGUACGUCUUCUUUGUGCUUGCUGUUUUAGAGAUGUCGGAAAACAUCAUGUACGCCACCAGUCCAUACUCGGACCCGGUCGUUUCAGCGGACAUUGAUCCCCAGCCAAUCAUCGAUGAGGAAGAGGGCCUCAUUUGGGUGGUGGGCCCUGUGCUUGCUGUUGUUUUCAUCAUAUGCAUCGUAAUUGCCAUCCUCCUUUAUAAAAGAAAAAGAGCAGAAUCCGAGGCAAGAAAAGGUAGUCUACCCAACAGCAAAGAAAUGCCACUUCAUCAUCCCACUGACCCAGUUGAACUCCGACGUCUCAACUUCCAAACACCUGGUUCAGGUGUGCCCAGUCACCCCAGUAACCUCCAUUUGUCAAGUAUGGCAAGCCACCCUCCAAUCCCUGUCAUGGACUUUUCGGAUCAUCUGGAACGCUUGAAAGCCAAUGACAACCUAAAGUUUUCACAGGAAUAUGAGUCCAUCGACCCUGGUCAACAGUUCACAUGGGAGCACUCAAACCUGGAGGUCAACAAACCAAAGAACAGAUAUGCCAACGUGAUUGCCUAUGACCACUCCAGAGUCUUACUCUCUGCUAUUGACGGUAUCCCUGGAAGUGACUAUAUUAAUUCCAACUACAUAGACGGCUACAGAAAGCAGAAUGCCUACAUUGCCACCCAAGGAUCUUUGCCAGAAACAUUUGGUGAGUUCUGGAGGAUGAUAUGGGAGCAGAGGAGUGCCAUCGUUGUUAUGAUGACCAAACUGGAGGAGAGAUCCAGGGUAAAAUGUGAUCAAUACUGGCCUACGAGGGGAACGGAGACCUAUGGACUCAUUCAAGUAACACUGCUAGAUACAGUAGAGUUGGCCACAUACUGCGUCAGAACAUUUGCACUUUUCAAAAAUGGCUCUAAUGAGAAAAGAGAGGUGAGGCAGUUCCAGUUCACUGCCUGGCCUGACCACGGGGUACCAGAGCACCCCACUCCGUUCCUGGCUUUCCUGAGACGGGUGAAAGCUUGCAAUCCUCCAGAUGCAGGGCCCAUGGUGGUGCACUGCAGUGCUGGGGUGGGACGCACAGGUUGCUUCAUCGUGAUUGAUGCCAUGCUCGAACGUAUCAAACACGAGAAGACAGUGGAUAUCUACGGGCAUGUAACAUUGAUGCGUGCCCAGCGCAACUACAUGGUGCAGACAGAGGACCAGUAUGUCUUCAUACACGAUGCGCUCCUGGAGGCCGUCAACUGCGGCACCACCGAAGUGCCCGCCAGAAACCUAUUUGCCUACAUCCAGAAACUGACACAGAUAGAGGGUGGAGAAAAUGUCACUGGCAUGGAACUUGAGUUCAAGCGUUUAGCUAACACUAAAGCCCAUACAUCAAGAUUCAUCAGUGCCAAUCUCCCCUGCAACAAGUUCAAGAACCGUCUUGUAAAUAUAAUGCCAUAUGAGUCUACACGAGUGUGUCUUCAGCCCAUUCGAGGAGUUGAGGGCUCCGACUACAUCAAUGCAAGUUUCAUUGAUGGAUACAGGCAACAGAAAGCUUACAUUGCAACACAGGGACCACUGGCAGAAACCACAGAGGACUUCUGGAGAAUGCUCUGGGAGCACAACUCCACAAUAGUGGUCAUGCUCACCAAGCUAAGAGAAAUGGGCAGGGAAAAAUGCCACCAGUACUGGCCUGCAGAGAGGUCAGCCAGAUACCAGUACUUUGUGGUGGACCCCAUGGCCGAGUAUAACAUGCCCCAGUAUAUUCUGAGAGAGUUCAAAGUGACUGAUGCCAGGGAUGGACAGUCAAGGACAGUCAGGCAGUUUCAGUUCACAGAUUGGCCUGAACAAGGAGUACCAAAAUCAGGAGAGGGUUUCAUUGAUUUUAUUGGUCAAGUACAUAAAACUAAAGAGCAGUUUGGCCAAGAUGGUCCCAUCUCGGUCCACUGUAGCGCUGGUGUUGGUAGAACUGGAGUUUUCAUCACCCUCAGCAUUGUCUUGGAACGAAUGAGAUAUGAGGGCGUAGUAGACAUCUUUCAAACAGUGAAAAUGCUACGGACACAAAGACCAGCUAUGGUGCAGACAGAGGAUCAAUACCAAUUCUGCUACAGGGCUGGCCUGGAGUACUUGGGAAGCUUUGAUCACUAUGCAACGUAAAAGAUCCAGUAUUGGAAGAUAAAAGCAGAGGGCGCUUUGGAAAAAGAAAUCCCAGUGAGCCUCUCUUCUGAGCCAUAAAUUCCUGCUUGAGAAAGUACUCUUUAACUCCUUGCUAACAACUCAUUAAGUGUUGGAUGUGCGACAUGACUUGUCUAAAAAAAUGAAAAAGAUGAUUCCCGGAGGACCAAGUAUUUCCCAUCCCGACUAAAACCUUGCCUUGGCACAAAGUGAAGGAAUCCUGACUAUUGAAGCAUCAUACAGAAUUACCUUUUCUUUGGCUUCAAGGAUUCAUUUUGGGGCUCAUAAAACUGAAUGAACCAACACAACAAAAAAGUAAAUGAACAAAUAAAGACGUUGUCAGAAAUGCAUCGGUGAUUACGAACCAGAGAGACAUCGGAGGCACACAAAGUUAUGGGGGAAAAAAACUCAAUGCACAUUGUAAAGAAAAAAGAAAAAAUUCUGUCCACAGUAAAGUCCACACAGACAACCAAUCACAAAGCAAGACAAUGCUUGUUCCACAAGAGCAGGACACAGACUUAAAGUAAUAAUAAACACCCCAUUUCCUGUUACAGUGUUCAUCAUCUAAAUUUGGGGAGAGGGUUAAAAUGAUCUAUGAAAUAAAUAAAAAAUCAUUUAUUUAGUUUUGUAGUUCUUUAUUAUACAGCUGAUGUGCUUUUUUUGAACUGUGUGAAUUUCCUUUUUUACACAAAGUUGUCACUUGGUUAUAAGUGAUGAAAAUGUACUUACAUAAAUGUUCCUCUUUUUUUUAAGCUGUAGAACUGUUCUAACAAAUGUGCUGUUUUGCAGAGAGUCUCUUUGCUAAUUAUUAUUUAAUUGUUUUGCCCUCAUUUUGUUGCACAAAAUUCAUACUACAAAAAUAUAUGUUUUGGUCUAUAUUGUUUUUGUGUUAUACUUUUUUUUUGUCCACGAUCACAUACAUAACUUAAUCACUCCCAUGACAUAAACUGGGCUUUGUGGAAUCAACAGGGAUGAGCAAAGUAUGAAGUUGCUGCUACCAAUUAUCUUAGUUCUUCCAUGUUACAAUGAUUAUAAGCAUAUAAGCAAGAAUAUGAUGGAUAGGUUGAAAUAUAUAUAUAAAUAUAUAUCAAAUUGCGUACAUACCGUUAAAUAUAUGUGAAAUAUGUACAUCAAAGCAUAUAUAUAUAUAUAUUAAUAUAUACAAAUAUAGAGCAUUCUAAAUAUAUUGAUAAAGAACAUAAUUUAUAACUACAUGAAAUCUUGUCUAUGAAAGCUUUCAAAUUGGGAGUUGUGUCCUAUGUAGGAAAAGAAGAGGUUUUUCACUGGAAUGCACAUCAGUAGGACAAACCUGUAUUCUGAUUCAGUGCAUCAUUUCUUGUGCAAUAAAUGUGUUUUAGAUGGAGGGUUAGAGAGUUUUUAUGCAGAUAAGUUUUUCACUCAUAUAAUAUUGCUCCACCUUCAUUACCAGUUGCUAAUCAAAGCAUCACUGGUGCAUUUUUCAAGUUCCCAUAUAGUUUUCUAAUUAGAGAGAGUGGUCUCACGGUAACACUCAGUUCCACACAAUAGAGCAAGGUACAAAGACUUCACUUUCUUGUGGUUCUUUAAAGCAUUCACUGGUAAUGGCAUUUUCAUUCAUUUUGCAUUUAGAGUGCCUUAUAUUUAUGCCUGUUUUUAUAAUGUUUAAUUUACCAUGUUUAGUUUUCAUGUAUUCUUUGAGUAAUCUUGCCAUCUAGGAUAAAUGUCAAUGUAUAGUUUAUUUACGUUUUAUAUUCAUUUAUCACAUGGUGAGAUUAUAUAUGCAAAUAAGAACAUUGCAAAAGUUAUGCGUUUCAUUUUCAGUGGCCUUACAGUGGCUGAGGGAUUUACAAGAAAACAUUUUAUACAUCACUAAAUCCCACAGAAGACAGUCCACCUGACAAAAAGCCACAAUGCAUCUGGUAUUCAAAAUAUUCAAAUUGAGUCAGUACUUCUACAUACAAGUCUCAAAACUGAAAAAAACAGAGUUAUCACUUCAUCAGUACCAGUUUCAAGGCCAAAACUAAAUUUAAUCAGCUUUUAUCCAGCUGUUCCUUGGGUUAUAUUGGAAGACAGUUAAGAUAAGCACACAAUUCCAAUAGAUUUGGUGAAAGGGUGCAUAUUGCACCAAUUGUCACAGAAAGGUUUCUUUGUAAGCAUCACCGUAGAAAACAAAUGCAGAGAGAGAAUGAUCUGUCCUGAUAUUCUGACAAUCCUAUACAGUGCGCCAUGAUCUUUUUUGUGACUUAGCUGUUAAAUACAGAAGGUUUAAAUCUGUCAUAUUUCAACCAUCAUCUUAAGCACUAUCUUUAACUUCUCCAUACCUUCUCUGAUGGCUUUGUGGGAUGUGCAUUCCAGGUGCUUUCUUUCCUUUGUUAACUAAGGCAGCAUAUUUUUUUGUUUCUGUUCUACCAUGAUUUCCGUGUCAUGUUUUCCAUCAUUUUGAAAUAUAAAAGUGCUGUUAUUUAAACUCAUUGUGGAUAAUGUAACAUUGUGUCCAAAUCUAAGAACAUUUUGAUUUCUUUCUUUUACAUUAAAAUAUUAAUUUUUCAUAUGCAUGGUGAAACAUUGCAGAGUGGCCAAGGCUGGCCAGUAGGAAGACUUGCACUUUCUCUAUCUUUGUACUAUGCACUGCCCUCUUGAUUCUAAACCCAAUAAUAUAUUACUUGAACCCAUCUAUAAAAAAGAAUCUCCUCAAAAGUUCACUUUGUGUGUAUGUAAAUAACACAAAAAGGUAUCAACCCUUGAAAAAAGACAAAAAAAAAAGUUUGUGGCGAAAAAGAGCAUCUAUUUUGAUGCCAUGGUUCCUCCAGCAGAUUACUUCAGACAAAUCUUUCCCCCAACCAUCUGUUCUUGUGGCUUUGCCAUUCAAGCUUGGAGUGUCUUUUAACAGAAAUAAACGUUGUGUUCUCUGCUCUCUAUCUAUCUCGUCUGGAUGCAUAGACUGAAAAUUAAAUAAUGAAAUUGUAAAAAAAAAAAAAAAGGCUUGUUAAAAAGAUCAUACAAUUACCUCUGAUUAGUUGUAAGCGUAAACUGUUUCUUUUUUUGAAUGAAAGGAGUGCUUUUUAUUUUCUUACUUAGGUUACAUUGGUGGCGAAAAGAAGUCUGUAUGAAAAUCAGUUCUUUGCUGACACAAGUUCCAUUUGUUAUAAAUGAAUUCUAUUAAAAAAUGUCAGUGUUAUGCACCAGUGUUUCACUUGUUUCCCUCCACCUCAUUUUGACUUGAAAAGACUGAUGAAGCUAUUUUACCCCCUACCAGUCUUGGUCCAGCAUGUGAGAUGGGGUGGGGGGGUUUCCAAGGGGAAAUUGAGUCAAUACAUUUGAAUGUCUUUCCAUUUCUCUGCCUUUUCUGUUUUUGUUGCUCACCACAAUGAAUCAUCAGGGGAACCAUUGACAAGUAAGGUCCAGUGUGUUCAAAAUUGCUGUGUUUUUAAAUACAGAUUUUGUUCACCCGAGUGACAGUGUUUUUUUCCUUUACAACUUUCAACCUCAUUUCAGAUCAAUUCAGCUGUGUAUUGCAGUGGAUUGUAAAUAACUGUAUUUCAACCGUUGUUCAUGCAUUUGUGUUAACAAUAGAAUAAGGCUUCUAAAGUUGGUCAUCUCAAACAAAGCACUGUCAUCCAUUCAUAGAAUUGUAUUUUGUUCAAAAUAUACAUUAGAGAGUCUUUUUUCAUGUAUUCAGUUGACAAAUCUGUUGAAGC